Molecule: messenger RNA, 3570 nt
Organism: Daldinia childiae
Lineage: Eukaryota; Fungi; Ascomycota; Sordariomycetes; Xylariales; Hypoxylaceae
Product: 3-hydroxy-3-methylglutaryl-coenzyme A reductase
Exons: 2
Coding region: 1-3570 (1189 amino acids)
Biological process (GO): coenzyme A metabolic process; isoprenoid biosynthetic process; ergosterol biosynthetic process
Cellular component (GO): endoplasmic reticulum membrane; peroxisomal membrane
Molecular function (GO): protein binding; hydroxymethylglutaryl-CoA reductase (NADPH) activity
Source: RefSeq, a predicted model, not a curated record
AUGAUUGCUUCUUCAUUUCUUCCCUCCCGCUUUCGCGGUGAGCAGCCAAACGAUGCACCAAUCCCACCAUCCAAGAUAAACCAGAGAGUCACACCGAUCCUCCAGUUUUUCUCUAAGAUUGCUUGCCUGCACCCGAUCCAUACCAUCGUCAUCGUUUCUUUAAUAGCUAGCACCACCUACGUUGGCGUCGUCAAGGAGAGCCUCUUAGAUGUGACUGGAAGUGCGAGGACGGCUGAUUGGCCCUCAUUAGUCGAAGGCAGCAGAAGCUUGCAGGCCGGCCCCGAAACCUCGUGGCGGUGGCAGAGCUUCGAUUCCGAUUCAACUAUCCCAAAGGAUGCCGACCACUUGGCCCUUGUUACGUUGGUCUUUCCGGAGUCGUCUGCGGAUGCGCCUCAGACUGCGCCGUUGCCUCAUAUCGUCCCUCUCCCACAGAACCUGAGCAUCUCGCAUCUGCCAUCUACCUCGAACCCCCUAAGUGCCUAUUCUCAGGACAGUGCUUUGGCAUUCGCCGUCAAGUAUAGCGAGGCCGCGGAGUUCCUCGCAGCAGCACAAGAGAUCCCCAACGAUGUUCCUGGUCAAGAAUCGCGCGAAACCGAGUUAGGCAAGGAGGAGCAGAAGAUGUGGAUAAUGAAAGUCGCCAAGGGUUACACCAGAGGAAGUGUGGUACGAUGGAUUCACAAUGCUUGGACAGAGUUUCUCGACCUGAUAAAGAACGCCGAGACGCUGGAUAUCAUCAUCAUGGUCCUGGGAUAUCUUUCUAUGCACCUAACUUUCGUAUCGCUGUUCCUAUCCAUGAGAAAGAUGGGGUCGAACGUCUGGCUAGCUAUCAGUGUACUUUUCUCAUCGACUUUCGCCUUCUUGUUUGGUCUCAACGUUACCACCAAGCUCGGCGUUCCGGUCAGCAUGGUCUUACUAUCUGAAGGGUUGCCGUUCCUAGUUGUUACUAUCGGGUUCGAGAAGAAUAUCGCGCUAACCCGGGCUGUUUUGUCCCACGCGCUGGAGCACCGUAGACCCGAACAGAAGCAGACCAAUGGUGGUAAAUCAGCCAAGUUCUUGACUCCCUCGGAUGGUAUUAUUCACUCCGCCGUACAGCGCGCAAUCAAGGAUAAGGGUUAUGAGAUUGUCCGUGACUAUGUCAUAGAGAUUCUGAUUCUCGUUGCCGGAGCCGCCUCGGGCGUGCAAGGCGGUCUCCAACAGUUCUGCUUCUUAGCUGCCUGGAUACUCUUCUUCGACUGCAUCCUGCUCUUCACCUUUUAUACCGCUAUUCUGUGCAUCAAACUCGAAGUAAACCGCAUCAAGCGCCAUGUGGAGCUACGGCGGGCCUUGGAGGACGACGGUAUCAGUCGCCGUGUUGCUGAGAAUGUUGCCAAGAGUAAUGACUGGCCUAGAAGGGACGCCAAGGGCCAGGCUGAUGUGCCUCUCUUCGGUAGUGAUCUCAGGAGCAACAGCGUCCCGAAGUUUAAGUUCUGGAUGGUUAUGGGCUUUAUUGCCAUCAAUGUCGCCAACCUCUGCACGAUUCCCUUCAGGACAUCGGAUAUUUCUAACAUCUCUUCGUGGGCUACAGGCUUGGGAGGUGUCGUUAGCUCACCCCCUCUCGAUCCCUUCAAAGUUGCGUCUAACGGGCUUGACGAUAUACUUUACAACGCGAAGAAUCACUCUAAGCCGACUAUAGUUUCUGUCCUGACUCCCAUCAAGUACGAAUUGGAAUUUCCUUCCAUCCACUACGCUGAGGCACCUCUGCCUACGUACAACGGGCACCAUGGUAAACGGGACAGCUAUCCUCAACUCAACGGCUACGGAGUAGGCGGACGCAUGGUUGGUAGCCUUCUUACUAGUCUAGAAGAUCCGAUCCUAUCAAAGUGGAUCGUGAUCGCUCUAGCCAUGAGUGUUGCGCUUAAUGGUUAUCUAUUCAACGUAGCCAGAUGGGGUAUCAGGGAUCCGAAUCUACCGGACCAUCCUAUAGACCCGAAGGAGCUCGCAGAUGCCGAGCGAUUCAACGAUACCCAGUCUGCAACGCUACCCCUUGGUGAGAUCCUACCGAAGCAGUCGCAGCCAAUGCCUGACAGGCCUAUAACUCCCGCCUAUACCGAUGAUGAGAGUGUUAGCCAGCCUCCCCCAGCUAGCCAGUUAUCGUCACUAGCGGCACAGAGGACACAGAGCGAGCUAGACAGGAUGUUAUCCGAGAAAAGGGCACAUGAAUUAACUGACGAGGAGAUUGUUGCCGUAUCGCUGAAAGGCAAGAUCCCUGGUUAUGCAUUGGAGAAGACCCUCAAGGAUUGUACGCGGGCUGUGAAAGUUCGUCGAAGUAUCAUCGCGAGGACCCGAGCGACGGCAGACCUUACUAGCUUAUUGGACCAGUCUAAGUUGCCAUACGAGAACUACAACUGGGAACAAGUGCUUGGUGCCUGCUGUGAGAACGUUAUUGGUUAUAUGCCCAUUCCUGUCGGUGUAGCCGGACCGCUCGUCAUCGACGGCAAAAGCUACUUUAUUCCCAUGGCAACUACUGAAGGUGUGCUCGUCGCUAGCACGAGCCGUGGCUGCAAGGCUAUCAACUCCGGCGGAGGUGCUGUUACGGUUCUGACAAGCGACGGAAUGACUCGUGGACCAUGUGUGCAAUUCGAGACUCUCGAGCGCGCCGGCGCUGCAAAGCUCUGGAUCGAUUCCGAGGUAGGCCAGGCUGUGAUGAAGAAGGCGUUCGACUCAACUUCGAGAUUUGCUCGAUUGCAAACAAUGAAGACGGCUCUUGCUGGAACCAAUCUCUUCAUCCGGUUCAAGACGACGACUGGCGACGCCAUGGGGAUGAACAUGAUCUCCAAGGGUGUUGAGCACGCGUUGAAUGUCAUGGCUACCGAGGGUGGGUUCAGCGAUAUGUCUAUCGUGUCGCUAUCUGGAAACUACUGUAUCGACAAGAAGGCUUCUGCAAUUAACUGGAUCGAUGGUCGGGGUAAGGGUAUAGUCGCCGAAGCCAUCAUCCCAGACGAUGUAGUCAAGGCGGUGCUGAAGAGCGACGUGGAUAGCCUCGUCGAGCUUAACAUUGCAAAGAACUUUAUCGGGUCUGCUAUGGCUGGUGCGAUGGGCGGUUUCAAUGCUCACGCAGCCAACAUUGUUGCGGCCGUUUUCAUCGCUACCGGACAGGACCCAGCGCAAGUCAUCGAAAGUUCGAAUUGUAUCACCAUCAUGAAAAACCUACGUGGGUCUCUUCAAAUCUCUGUGUCUAUGCCAUCGAUCGAAGUUGGUACGCUCGGUGGCGGUACUAUCUUGGAGCCCCAGAGUGCUAUGCUUGACAUGCUUGGUGUUAGGGGACCUCACCCGACAAACCCCGGAGACAAUGCGGCUCGUCUUGCUCGUAUAGUUGGCGCGGCAGUCCUUGCGGGUGAGCUCUCCCUUUGCAGCGCUCUUGCUGCUGGCCACCUAGUCAAGGCGCACAUGGCGCACAACCGUUCGGCUCCCCCAACCCGGAGUACUACGCCGGCCCCAGUUGCCAGUGGCGCAAUGACACCCGUUGGAUUAACUAUGACAAGCUCGAGGAGUUCUGCUGCUCUUGAUCGGGCUGCGGUAUCGAGACGUUAA